Messenger RNA from Vollenhovia emeryi, 2906 nucleotides. It is a transcript of the gene Pop1, whose product is annotated as ribonucleases P/MRP protein subunit POP1. Lineage: Eukaryota; Metazoa; Arthropoda; Insecta; Hymenoptera; Formicidae. Gene Ontology annotation, cellular component: ribonuclease MRP complex; nucleolar ribonuclease P complex. Gene Ontology annotation, biological process: tRNA 5'-leader removal. The record is from RefSeq and is a predicted model, not a curated record. The transcript is spliced from 4 exons. The coding region runs from base 247 to 2865 and encodes 872 amino acids.
UGCUCAAAUAAAGGCAAACGCUCAGUCUAGAUAUAUUAUGUCUAUGGUCAAGGCGUUCCGCGAUUUUCUGCAUACACCGUUCCGCUCUUUGAGUUUGUACCCUAGGACCGUAACCUAACCUAACCUAACCUUUAUGAUUAUUGUGCUACUCCGGUGGCCGGUCUCAUUGCUCUCGGAUUCUCUUUGAUGUGAACAAGGAGUAAUUCUACAGAAAUCAGAAAACGUAUUGGUAGUACGUAAAAUAUCAUGAAGCGGAAACAAUUUGACGAGUUCUUGGGGGGAAACCAGACGCUCCCACAUGAGGUGUCUAUUAUGAAUUUUGUUUCUUCACGAGCCCAUGAAAUUUCUGCGAUGACAUCUUUGAUAGAGCAUCCUAAGCAAAACAGGUUAAUAUUUCAAAAACUUCCUGUAUAUAUGCGUAGACGCGUUAUGUCUCAUAAUGUCAAAAGAGUGCCGCGUAGAUUACGAGAGGCGCAUUUGGCGCAAAUGAAAAAGUCGGAGGACACCAAAAACUUAAAACCAUCUCGAAAAUGUCGUAGGAGAACGCGUAAUUUACAUUCGGAAUUUAAUCGCAGACAAUGCAACAAAGUCUGGUUGGAAACGCACAUCUGGCACGCAAAACGUUUUCACAUGAUCGACAAAUGGGGAUACAGAAUUGCGAGUCAUCCAAACGACAAAUGUUUUAGAGCUAACUAUCGAGCCGCCGCAAAAUAUUGCCUCCUACAAGAUAUUUCUUACUACACUUGCGUUGAAAUAACAGGGAGAGAAAGUUUAUUGAAGACAACUUUGAGAGCACACUGCAAUCCGUCAACGUUAACUUUUGCAGCGAAAAGAUAUAUCAGUGGUCAUAGGGAAGGUACUCUGAUGUUUUUCAAGAAAGAUGGUUAUCCACGCUUUCCUAUUGGUAAUGUCAGCUUUAUCUGGCAACCAAUUAAAUCGGACAACCAAACUGAUGUUAAAACUAUUUGGAUCUGGGUACAUCCUGCUUUUUACGAGGAUUUUCUUAGUGAGAUUAUGUCAAGUUUUGAAUUUAAGAGAAACAAUGCUGAACAAGAUGCAGCUAAUGCUAUUCAUAGUCCGAAUCACUUGUACACGAAUGAUGCAGGUUGUAAAAUGAUUGUAUUAAGGAACGUAUUGAAUAGAUUUCGGCUUUCUGGGCCAUUGACUCUAAAUGUCUUGAUGAAAGCAUUACGAUUGCCGGCCUUAAAUAAAUUAGACCUUUGCCCAGGUAACACUGUUUUAAAAGAAAACAAUAGUUCGUCAAGUAGUGAAAUGAUAGAUACGAGAAAAGUGUCACUAGACAACAACGUUGUGCAACCUACAGAGAAGAUGGUGAUUGACGAAAUGAGUGAAGAAAAUACAUCAAUUUCCAAACAUUUGAGUACAAAACUUAAUAAAAACACAUGGUAUAUUGAUUACUAUACAAAAGAAGAAAAUAUGGAGGCUUUCAAGGUGCAAGAAAAAUUAUGGCAAGUACUGAAGUCUUCAGGAUCGCCAAAUCAUUUGCCAGCAAAUAUGAUUGUUGGAGCGACCGUCUUAGAUCCACGCUUUUGCUUGCCUGAGAAAAGAACAAAAUGUAAUACUGAAGUAACGGAAACAUCUCGAUUAAGUCCAAUUGAUUGGCCAAUAACGUGUUCCAAUUAUUCUUCUAUUUGGGAUGCAGAAAUACGUGAUAUUGUAAGCAGUUCUUGUAUGUCCACGAGCAUAAUUAAUAAGAUCAGAGGUGGAUGUCUUGUACCUGGUGUGUCAAAUGACCAACAUUUUAAUGAGGAUAUUAUAGCAAAAAUACCUAUACUUCUUAUUCAGAAACCUGGAACUAUGACAGGUUUUGGUUCUGGUAUAGAUAUUAUUGUACCAGCCAGAUGGGCAAUGCCGUUUUGGCUUGCAUUCUUAAUGCAAUGUGCGAGAGUAGGUGCGCUUCGAGAAUCAAAAUCGAUAGCCUUUGAAAGUUUGAAUCUAGAUACACCUGAGAUUAACGAACCUGAUAGUCCUGCGUAUACGAGGGAGGCAUUAAUUACAAAAGAGGAAUUGACUAAGAAAUAUUUCCGUUAUCCGCCAAAUAGAAGAGUUAAUUUUGUCAAGCUUAGAAUUUCUAGCCCUUUCUUUUGCGACUGGGUAAAUUUGACAAAAGAAUGGUCGGGCAACGAGGUCUUUUAUGUUUUAAGGAAUCGCGAACUCUUGUUACUUUUACAAGCGGGUAUUUGUCCUGCCAAAAAUAGAAAUAUCAAAUUACUUACCCAAAGUACGCAAUCGGAUAUUCCAAAUUUAGAUGAUUAUAAAAAUUGUUUGGUACGCGUCCAGAUAUCUAUGAUAAGAAAAGGGGCACCAAAGAAAUUCGCCAUCAUAUGCAUGCCGACAUUGGAAGAUUUAAAGAAGUUCGAAAACAAUAAGAAAUGUCUUGGGCCAAUAGAGAAAUGUCACAAUGAUCCGAAGGAAAAAACUCGUAAAACAUUACGAAAGAAUCAUUUGAUACUUUUAAAACGUCUUAGGCGGCAAAGAGUUCGAUGGAAUCAAGAGUUGAAAAACAAUACGUUGAAAUUACUGUACUGUACUAAAUCUAAACAGUUGAAUGAAGAACACGCGUCCGUUUCAUCUCGUCAGAAAAUUAUAUCAGAUCACUCGGUAAAAAUGUCGGAAUUGUAUCUUCCAAACUGCACAGGAGUCCGUUAUUCUUGCGAUAGAGAAGUUAUGGGAUAUAUAAUACUAGGGGACUUUUCGUUCAGCCAAGCAAAGGGCAUCGGCAUCGGAUAUGUCGCAUUGCCUUCACUACUCAGAAUGAUUGAUGAAAAGUCUAACAUCGUUCUUGUCAGAAAUAUUCAAACACGACAAUACAGAUUAGCAAAAUUAAAUAUAUUGGGUGUUUGAUAUAGCGUAUUGUAUAUUUUAUAUAUUUUGUAUAUACAAUG